CUACGACUCCAUCACCUUGAUUGUUCUUGAUCUACUCCCGGGCUCCUUUUAAUCUCUGCAACGCCUGCUCUGGAAUCCACUUCUUUCUUUCUUUCUUCUCUUCCAUUCUUUUCUCUUGUCUCUAUCCUUGUCUGUCUGUCUGUCUUCCUCGGGUUGGAUUCAGUUCGUCUUCUGUCCUUAGACCUGUUCCUUCCUUUGCGACCAGCGGUCCCUUGCAGAGUAACACCUUCAUUACUACUACACUACACCCCCAGCGAGCCCCCGGGUAGUACAUCCAGUUCGCGUUACUAUACUACUUCAAACCACACAUCAAUCUCCGCCGAUAAUUCAUCAUGUCUUUGAUUCACGCCGACAACUUGGCUCCCCAGCCAAUCACUGAUAUCUUCACCGAUGACACCUGCAUCGACCGCCGCAAGUGCCACCGCACCGUGCCCAUGAAGGUGCUGGCUCUGGGUGUGGGGAGAACUGGAACUGCUUCCCUCCGCAUUGCCCUCGAACGUCUGGGCUACGUCAAGACCUACCACAUGAUGUCCGCCAGUAUGGAGAACCCUCCCGACUGCCUGAUGUGGCACGAUGCUCUCGCUGCCAAGUACGACGGUGUCGGCGAGUUCGGUAGAAAGGAAUGGGACCAGCUUCUGGGAGACUGCCAGGCCGUCUGUGACUGGCCUGCCUGUGCCUUUGCCAAGGAGCUGAUCGAGGCCUACCCCAACGCCAAGGUCAUUCUGACCACCCGUGAGGUUGAGUCGUGGCAUGCUUCCGUCAUGAAGACCGUUUGGUGGCGCGUCUCCGACCCUGAGCACAAGUUCGUUUCGAACUUCAGCUGGGCCGCUAGCAUGUACUACCCCAUGCUCAACAAGUUCUUCCAGACCUUCUUCCGCGGCGACUUCCCCAACAAGGGCAAGCAGGUCUACCUUGACCACGUCGAGGAGGUCCGCAGCCUGGUUCCUCCCGAGAGGCUCCUCGAGUACAAGAUCGGCGAGGGCUGGGGCCCGCUUUGCGAGUUCCUGGGCGAGGAGGUCCCCGACACUCCUUUCCCCCGCGGUAACGACAUGGCCGACUUCUUCAAGCGCUGCCGCGGCCGCAACAGGCGCCAGAUGCUGAACGCCGCUCUGCAGGCUGUCACCAUGGGUGGUGCUCUGCUGGCGACCGGCUUGGUUGCUACCAUGGCCUUCAAGCGUUUCUCUCGGUAGAUGCGCUUGCUUGCUGCCUGAUUUGCUGGAUUUCCUUUCGUUUUUUCCCUUUGCAGCAUGCGCUGGGCGCCAAUGCUGGGGAUCUUUGCUCUAUUUCCCCUAAUUAUUCCCAAAAUUGCUUUUCUCUUGUUGAUAUAUACCGAUGAGCGUACCACCUUCUCAGGGGUAUUUGUUGCUAAUACUGUGCACUGAUGUUCUGCUAUUUCCCUUGGCUCUUGGCUGGGUUUUUCGCUCUAUGGCUUACAGUGGGGGGGAUUUUCUUGGCUAUGUUGGUUAGACUUAUUGCGCAGGGAUCGGUCUUGGAUUCUUGUUGCCUGGCGUGGAUGGAGUCGACGAGAGAUGAAUAUAGAUUAUUU
This is a messenger RNA of Aspergillus eucalypticola CBS 122712, 1546 nucleotides long. RefSeq names its product sulfotransferase family protein. The record is from RefSeq and is a predicted model, not a curated record. The coding region runs from base 333 to 1190 and encodes 285 amino acids. The transcript is spliced from 4 exons. NCBI's taxonomy places the organism in Eukaryota, Fungi, Ascomycota, Eurotiomycetes, Eurotiales, Aspergillaceae.